CUGAAAUCAUCAAGGAAAGCUAAUGCCAAGAACGAUGGCUUCGGGUUCGCAUCCCCAAUACAGAUGCAGCCUCAUUGAAGGGGUAGAGAAGGUGGAAGACUACCGGCCGGGAGGAUUUUGUCCUAUUAUUAUCGGCCAGAUACUCGAAGAAAAAUACGAGAUCAUUGCUAAGCUUGGCUACGGUGGGCACUCUACCGUUUGGUUAGCCAGAUCUGUAACAACAGAUAAUAUCUGGGUGGCAAUCAAGGUCCUUAAAAGCGACAAAAGCGAGCAAGGCAACUCUGAACUCGCUAUUCAUCGAUCUAUUCGGCAGGCGAAUAUUAUCCAAUAUCUCGAUGACUUCUGGAUUCAGUCACCUAAUGGAUUCCAUCUUUGUCUAGUUAUGGAAGUUACAGGCCCGUCGAUUUAUCUCUACGUUGAGUCAUUAUGGAAUGGGAAGCUGGAUGUAGAAACGGCAAUAGAUCUGAGUAGGCAGUGCGUAAAAGCGCUGAUAGCCUUACACAAUCUUGGAUAUGCUCACGGCGAUGUUUGCUCAGCGAAUUUCGCCGUUGGCUUAUCAGAUAUUUCUCAUUUCGUAGAUAAAUCUAUGGAUUAUUAUACUGGCUAUCAGACUGGAGCAGUCUGGUCAGAAGCUAACUCGCCUCUGCCGGCUGGCGUGCCAGAGCGUCUUUACGAAUCCGUUCCGUCGUUGAUGAAUGUCGAUUUAUCGAGUGUAAAAAUGAUUGAUUUCGGCGAAGCAUUCUCUGGAAUGAAGAAAGGGGUUGCAACGCACGCAAGUUACAGGGCUCCAGAGUUACUAGCAGAUGAGGAAGCCACUGUGCAAUCAGAUAUAUGGAGUAUGGGCUGUUUAAUUUUCGAGCUUAUGACUUCGCAAUCCCUGUUCGUUGGAAAUUUGACCACCGUGGCUGGAGAGCAAUUAACAUUUUUUGCUCGGCCCCCCAAGCAACGGUAUGAAUAUCUGAUUGAACUUUUAUCAGAACAUUCUGUUCUUGAAUAUGAGGAAGAAAACGAUUGGUUGGCGAACUUACUUUCCGAUAUGCUUGUGCAGGACCGGCAAGGACGAAUGAAUCUUGGACUUGUGUUAGAGCACGACUUCUUCAAGUUUGCGGGCCAGAUUGGGGAAUAAGACAUUCUACAUUUGACUUU
Molecule: messenger RNA, 1146 nt
Organism: Hyaloscypha bicolor E
Lineage: Eukaryota; Fungi; Ascomycota; Leotiomycetes; Helotiales; Hyaloscyphaceae
Product: kinase-like protein
Exons: 6
Coding region: 23-1126 (367 amino acids)
Biological process (GO): spliceosomal complex assembly; protein phosphorylation; regulation of mRNA processing
Molecular function (GO): ATP binding; protein kinase activity
Source: RefSeq, a predicted model, not a curated record